AUGGCGUUUGCACUUCGUUACCCUUCGUUCGACAUGAUACAAUUGUACCAUGAGCGCAACCACCGCUACAGAACUUACAAGCGACAAAAUGAAAAAGGCCUCCCUUGGAUUGAAACGCUCAAAAUGCACGAAAUGGGAGAUUGGAUGGCCUUCACUCUGAAAGAGCAAGCCUUUGGAAGGCUCGAAGCCUUUUGCGUACUUUUGCGCGAGGCAAGGCACCAAGCCAUCUGGGAGAAAUUCCAAAAGAGUAAAUUGACAGCUGAGAUAUUGGAGGAAUAUUUUCAGCGCCACAGGAACCUCGACCAUUUCGUGUCAAUGAUUCGCUUGUACCACUCUAAUCUCGUCUUUCAAAUCGCCGCCACUCUUCUUGAUGAGGACAACCCAGAUCCCGAAUCAGCUGCAUCUAUGAAGAAUACAGUACGAAGGAUCAAAGAUGUCUUUUUGAUGUGGAAGCCUAUCAACGAGAUGGAAGAAAUUCCGGAAGCGGCGAAAAAGUACCAGAUUGAGAUUCCAAAAUUCAACGAUAUAGAGGCGUGGAAUAGGGAAAAGGAGGUAUUGGAUGGUGUUCUUGGUACCCAGGACGCAUAUGCGCAGAAAGAACUCAAAAUGUGUAGAGAAUUCGAAAAGAAGAGAGCAGUCCAUGAUCAGAGACAUUCCGACACUCAGAGAGAAGCCGAGGAGCGGAAACAGGAGCAGCAGCAGUCUACCUGA
Colletotrichum phormii is the source of this 711-nucleotide messenger RNA. RefSeq lists its product as uncharacterized. The record is from RefSeq and is a predicted model, not a curated record. The transcript has a single exon. NCBI's taxonomy places the organism in Eukaryota, Fungi, Ascomycota, Sordariomycetes, Glomerellales, Glomerellaceae. The coding region runs from base 1 to 711 and encodes 236 amino acids.